UGAGAGGCAAUAAUCGUUAAACAAAACCUUACCCAAAUUUCCCCACUUCAUUUGUUGAGCAGCAGCAAGAACAGCAACUUCACCACUGCACUUCAUCUUCCCCCAAAAAAAUCAAUGGCUUCCCUUUCUCUCUCCUCCACCCUCUCUCUCUCCUCCACCCUCUCUCCUAACUUCCUCCCUCAAACCCCAUCUUCUUCUUCCCCCAAACUUCGCCAAUCUCUCCCCAAAACCCCAUUUUUCAAACCCAUUUCUUCGCCUUCACUUCGCGCACACUCGUCCCUUCAAUUACACCCACCAACCCUAAAUUCUCUUGGGCUGAAUGACAUUGGGUUGGGACCCAUCAUGGGUUCGGCCCAACAGACGCCGGAGAGCGCCAUGAGAGGUGCUGAAGCUGAUGUGAUGGGGUUGCUUUUGAGAGAGAGGAUUGUGUUUCUGGGAAGUGGUAUUGAUGAUUUUGUUGCUGAUUCUAUUAUUAGUCAAUUGAUGUUAUUGGAUGCACAAGACCAUACCAAGGAUAUCCGCCUUUUCAUCAAUUCUCCUGGUGGUUCUCUUAGUGCGACGAUGGCCAUCUUUGAUGUUGUGAGGCUUGUGCGGGCAGAUGUGUCGACUCUUGCUCUUGGAAUUGCUGCAUCAACAGCUUCAAUAAUUCUUGGUGCUGGGGCUAAAGGGAAACGUCUUGCAAUGCCCAAUGCAAGAAUAAUGGUUCAUCAACCUCUUGGAGGAGCUAGUGGACAAGCAAUUGAUGUUGAAAUUCAAGCCCGAGAAAUCAUGCACAACAAGAAUAAUAUUACAAGAAUUAUUUCUGAGUUUACUGGCCGGUCAUUUGAACAAGUAGAAAAAGAUAUUGAUAGAGAUCGUUAUAUGUCUCCUAUUGAAGCAGUUGAGUAUGGGCUUAUUGAUGGGGUUAUUGAUAAAGACAGCAUUAUUCCACUUGAACCUGUUCCAGAUAAAGUGAUAUCCAAUUUCAACUAUAUGGAGAUCAGUAAAGAUCCUAAAAAGUUCCUGACACCAGAAAUUCCUGAUGAUGAGAUAUACUAGCUGGGGAUAUUCCAGGAGUGGCAGCCAUGAAGAAGGCUUGGUUUUACCUACUCUCACUGCAUUUUAUUCCACAGAACUCUACUGCAGCAAAAAUUUGAUAGCAAGUUCAUGAUGAUGCUGCCUUUUUGUUAAAAUUGAGGAAGCUUCAGUUGUACAAGUUUAUAACACAUACUCUGAACUCGUCUUUUGUCUUUUUCUUAAUUCCUAUGAGAUGAGUUGCUGCACCACAUAGUUGGUUUCAGUUUAGUGCAUAGUUGCUUAGAAAAUGAAACAUCCUCUUUUAACAGAGUUAAUUGUUUUAUGUAAUGUUACCAGAGAUGGGUGCCUAUUCUUCGAAAGUGAUGGAAAUUCAAAGUAGUGGUAGUUUUCUGUUGAACAGACAGUUCAUGAGGUAUACAGGAUUUAAAGCAUUUGAACAGAGCCAAUGUAUUAAAAUGACAAUUUAUAUGUGGCAAUUGAUUGUCUUUACUUA
Molecule: messenger RNA, 1510 nt
Organism: Spinacia oleracea (spinach)
Lineage: Eukaryota; Viridiplantae; Streptophyta; Magnoliopsida; Caryophyllales; Amaranthaceae
Product: ATP-dependent Clp protease proteolytic subunit 4, chloroplastic
Exons: 3
Coding region: 115-1038 (307 amino acids)
Biological process (GO): protein quality control for misfolded or incompletely synthesized proteins
Cellular component (GO): endopeptidase Clp complex
Molecular function (GO): serine-type endopeptidase activity; ATPase binding; ATP-dependent peptidase activity
Source: RefSeq, a predicted model, not a curated record